Messenger RNA from Diaporthe amygdali, 1161 nucleotides. RefSeq lists its product as uncharacterized. The coding region runs from base 1 to 1161 and encodes 386 amino acids. The record is from RefSeq and is a predicted model, not a curated record. The transcript has a single exon. NCBI's taxonomy places the organism in Eukaryota, Fungi, Ascomycota, Sordariomycetes, Diaporthales, Diaporthaceae.
AUGGCAGAUCAUGGCCACGAUAACCGCCUUGCCCUCGCCUCACAGCUGGACGAGCUCGACGCUCACCUCGACGAGCUGCAGCAGCAAGACGACCCAUCUGCUCACUUCAACUCCUCACUCUUCGAUCGCAUCAACUAUCAACUGGGUCCGGUCGAGUAUCCCGAGCUGACGGCCCGUCUGCUCCCAAAGGUCGCUGCCAUCAUCAAGAAAUGCGCCGCCGCCGCAGAGUCAUCCCCCGACUGGAAAGGCUACCCCCCACCGCUCAUCACCCUCACGGUAAAGCUCCUGCGGCCCUUGCCCUUCACGCAGGCCCUGGAGCUCUGCCAGCCAGAGUACCUGAUUACAGCACUCGCCUCCUCGGAGCCAUACAUCAACGAGCUCGCCCUUGCCAUCCUGGAGAAAGCGUCACGCUCUCCGUCCGACGCCUCUAUUCUCGCCUCGACGUCGGGCCUCCUGGAGGCCUUCCUUGACCGGUGGCUGCUGUCUCCUGCCGUGGGCGUUGGCCACCAAGGCGUCCUCAUCCUUGGCGAUCUGCUGGACAUCGACUGCCCUCUCUCACAGCCCGUCUUCACAGAAGACCAAAAACAGGUAUACGACAUUCGUCUUGUCCGCCGCGCUGCCCAGGGCCACGGUGCGAUAUGGCGCAGGCUGUUUGGCGACGAGGCACUGUGUUGGCAGGUUCUGCAGAGAAUGGACCUGCAUUUCCCAUCCUCGUCUACAGACCAGAAAGUCCUGGCCCAGCGAUCCUUUGCGCAGGACCGGUUACUGCGCUUGCUCCCGCGGCUGGCCGUGUUGGAUUUCGCGAGUCUCAAUAGGUCAACCACGCAACUGUCACCCAGCGGGCCAUCAGUAUCUCUGCUUGCCUUUGCGACGCUGUUCAUGGUCGACCGCCGCGGCGACGAAUUGAUGCACUUGACAUGGAUCGACUUCAUGCAGAAGCUUGUGGGCGCGCUGAGGGUCGCUGACACAGCCAAGCUAAGCGUCGACUCAUUGCGCACGCUGGUGAGGGACGCAGAUGAUACGCAGCUGUUCGAUGCGCUUUGGGGCAUGCCGGAGAACCUGGUCUGGACGCCCAUGGGAGAAGCUGAUGCGAUGCAGGCUUGGCUCCGGGAGGUCGCGCCGAGGCGGGCCUUAAGGAUAGAUGGGAUCAACGGCUACUAG